Lineus longissimus is the source of this 4742-nucleotide messenger RNA. RefSeq names its product neo-calmodulin-like. The record is from RefSeq and is a predicted model, not a curated record. The coding region runs from base 83 to 550 and encodes 155 amino acids. The transcript is spliced from 6 exons. Lineage: Eukaryota; Metazoa; Nemertea; Pilidiophora; Heteronemertea; Lineidae. Gene Ontology annotation, molecular function: calcium ion binding; enzyme regulator activity.
UUUACAUUCAUAAAUUGUGGGUGGCUGUAGUGUUACACAGGACAAGGGUGAACACUGGAUUAGGAAAACAACAGGAGCAGAAAUGGCGCACCAACAACAGGACAAGAAUGAUUGUAUGACAGAAGAGGAGGAGCUCGAAUACCGCGAGGCCUUCGCCCUGUUUGAUAAGGAUGGUGAUGGGACGAUCACGACCUGUGAGCUGGGGACGGUCAUGCGGUCGCUGGGCCAGAGCCCCACGGAGGAGGAGCUGAAAGAUAUGGUGAACGAGGUGGAUAAAGACGGAAAUGGUACCAUCGAAUUCAAUGAGUUUAUUCACAUGAUGAAGAAGAAGCAUCAGAACUGUGAUAAAGAGGAAGAAAUCAGGGAGGCGUUUAACCUUUUCGAUAAGGACGGCAAUGGGUAUAUAAGCGCGACUGAGCUGCGGAACCUGAUGACUUCAUUAGGGGAGAAACUGACAGAUGAUGAGGUGGAUGAGAUGAUCCGGGAGGCUGACAUUGAUGGAGAUGGCCAAGUAAAUUACGAUGAAUUCCUUCGCAUGAUGUGCAAGUAGUUCCCAUUUCUCCGUCAGAGGACGCUUUCUCCUUGAAAACUCUACAGCCCAAAUGUAACAAACUUUCUUUUUAUGGAUGAAUUUUAAUUAUCCUUUUCUCCGCAAUAUCUUGUCGGCGCUGCUUUUCGGAUACAAAAUGGCGAGGUGCACAAUACAAUCUGGAAGCACGUGUUCUAGGAAUGUGGAACGAAGAGGCAAACUAUGUGAAUUCUGAUUCGAGUUACGUUUGGAUUAUUUUGAAAGUGGGUCGAGCUCUCCACGUCCUUGGAGGGGAGAAUCGUCAUGAAGCUAGCCGAGGGCAGACGGCAGCUACGGGACUUUUGAUGACGUCAUCAGAACAUGGUAUAAAAAAGGUGCCAUGUAUUGCGUUUACACCGAAAUCUGCAACCCUUUCUGAACAAAAGAGCAAAAAAUCACUGCUGCUUAUUACCACUGCAAAUAUAUGGCGUGAAGAUUGUGCACAUGUUUUCAUGACGUCACAUGAUUUGGUGUUCUAAGGCAUUCCUUAUACUUCAGCGUGCUGACAAUGUUUGGUACAAUUGAUUCUGAUGGUUGUGACAAAAUGCCUGAGAUUAAGCAUUUAUUAAAACGUUCCGGUGUAGGUAUUAAACAUAUUAUCAUAAGACUCGUAAUCUUGACAAAUGACAUGUUCAUACCUUUGCCUGCAUUUUGGUCUUGAUCGUUAAUAAUCGUGCCGCCAGAUGUCAGGCCAUGUGCCUCGGAGCAAUCGGAAUUGGCGAUAGUGCUGUCACCUGAUGGCUGACCAGUGUAUUAGAAUAAGAAAUGAUCACUUGUACCCUUUUACCUACAAUGAAACGAAACGAUGGUGACAGACUGCUAAAUUAAGCAAAUCAGCCCAAGACAUUGCCAUGAUUACGCCGCAUCAAGAUACGUCACCUGGUACUCGCCUUACGUCAUAAGGGAGAUUUUGCGAAACCUCUCAAUCAUUCACGAUGUGUCUGCCCUGAAUUUUAUUGCUUCUCACUUAUUUACGGUAUUAGCCAGAAAUAGCGUUGCUGGACGAACUAGGUUAAGUAGGUCAUUCUCCGAAAGUAGGUCAAUCUAUCUUCUGUAGGUUCAUCUCUUAAAGUAGGUCGUUCUUCAUAAAUAGGUCACGCUAGUUAUCUGUGCCUCGCUCGCAGUUAAGUCUUCAGGAUUUGGGGGUGUUGAGAAAAUGUGGACUGAAAAAAGUUAUUCACAAAAAACCACGUGAUCAUUUCGACGCCAUGAAAAAAGAUGGCCACCAUAUGACAAGUUUGAAAAGUGACAGACCUUAAACCGCCCUUCGAUCCUAAAGAUUUUUACAAAUGAAGUGAAUAAAUUCUACAAUUCCAUUGGCUGUUGACUCAUACAUAGGUAAAGUUUUAUAUGAAUUUGAAUUAUGCAAUUAUCUGUACAUAACGAUCUAUUUAUUAUGCCCAUUUUCUAUUGUGAUAGCUAGAUGUUUUAAACUGUUGAUGUCGUGUAAGUGGGUAGGCCUAAUCUAUUGUCUGGUUCAAUCACUCGCCGUUGGUAUCGCUACCUGUUAAAUAUCGGAAUAUCGUAUCUUCAUUUGUCAGUCGCCGAUACGGUCGUAUUCUACACUGCCAAAAGGGAAAGCAAUCUCCCAAUGAGACAAUAGCUUGCAUUUGCUGCGGGGCAAAUGUACCCAAGUACACGGUGCAAUUAUCACAAAGCAACAGUUACCGAUGGCAAGGCUUGGAGAUUGAAGUCAAAGUUGCAAUUUGUUGCUCGACGGGCUUCUCGUUAAAGGUCUACGAGACGCAUAGUCAUGUGAUGAUCAUGUGCCCAGCGUCACGUGCCCAUCAUAAACCCAAGCGUCCGUUGAUUAUCUGCCGUCAAAAUGAAUGAAAGUGGCGACUAGCUUUGCGUGUAUUCGUUGUACAUUGCAUUGAUGACGAAGUGACGACAACAGAUGACAACGACAACCAUCUGCGGCAGAAUGACAGAGCGACACCAUCGGCAUGAGAUGAAACUAGACAAAUAUUUUCACAGAAAUAGUAACCUCGUCUUUAUUUCUUAAAAGACCCGGGUGUUUCGGGUAAAUAGUGUAGAAAGCAUGCAUAUUAUUCUAAGUUAAGUCUACGUCAUUUCCUCGGACUCUUCACGCAUAUUCCUUGCAACAAAGUGUGGAAAAGACGCGAACAUAAACUCAAUGGUUUCGUAAAGUGCCUUUUUGUAACACCCUGUCUACAAACACAGCUAACUUGGCUGUUUUGGACUUCUUAACCUCGACCCAGGGUGUAACGGGCGUAUACGUCAUGCAGUUGAUAUGCAUUAAAACGCCCGAGGAAACGAUAGAGAUGAUAGUUUAUGUGUUCAAGCACUAGAAAUGAUUCCAUUCUCAAUUUUUUCAGGUUUCUUGUUGGUCGACUGUACGUGUAUCAUUUCAUAAAACAAACCGCAGUGUUGGCAAGGUCCUCGGACAAGGAAUCACGCCCACGGUAGUUGGCCCCGCCGCAAUAUUCUCUCGAUGCAGAUGAAUGCGCACACAGCACACUGCCUGUUGACUCGUCACGCGGAUGCGGUCCGCGAGGACGAUUUGCCGGGAAUGAAAAGUAGCGUAAAGCGAUGACGUUUUGUGACUAUCCCCCAAUGACAGGCAACCUAGCAUUUGCUGAGGAGCAAAGGUACGCUAGUACACAGUGCAAGUAUCUGUAAGCACCCGUCCACCAAUGGCGAGUCUGGGGGAUUGCUCUACAGAUAGUACCUGCACAUGCGCAGUACACACUGGCCUUGAACUUAACCUUGCCCACACUGUUUGGUUUGAAUCAUGGUAAACUAUAUAUAUAUAUAUAUUCUUGAGGUAUAAAAGCUCGCGCCUUUCUCUGCUCAGAAGUUUCUUUCAUAUUACAUAUCUCUGUUUAACAUUCCAUCAAUUUAGUUCAGUAUCGCCCCUAUCCCAAGGUCAAAACAUUCCUUUUAGUUAAAUAUGUUUGGACUACUUCCACACCAGCCGUGGUUGCCUGCGGCGGUAAAGCACUGGUUUUACCAUUCAAGUUCAGAGGCCCGCCAUUGCAAGGCUGUUUCAUUCCUUUCCCUGCCCAUGAAAAAAAAUGAAUUGACACUUUAUCAGUGUUUACUGAGGCUGCAAUUAUGGAAUUUCUUGAAGGUUAUACACAAGCGACACCUGUGACACUUCUCUUGUACAAUAAACUAAACAUUCAAUUGACCAGUAAAAAACAAUCUUUUGGCAAUAAACGUCCUCAUAGUCCAGCUUUAGACCAGACGGUUCAGCUUUAACAUGUGUGAAAAGUUCAGCGCACAUUUCAGCUUAAAAUGAAAUAAUAUGUUAAUCCUGACUGGUUCCUUCUCGCUCUGCUUUAUUCACUUCUGUUCUGUGAUAUUUUGUUGGUGUGUGAUGAACGGAAUUGGAGUGUAGCUGGUUCAGGGCUUCUAUACGGGUGGAAUAGCCUUUUUCCCCAGUUUCUUUAUAUCGAAACUUCGGAUUUAUUCACUGGGUUAUUAAGUAUUGUACUUUUCGCUUUGUCUAAUACGAGCGCCAUCUAUAUUUCCGACAAGGUUUGUUGACAUUUCCUUAUUUGGCAAUCUAUUUGGUCUCAAGGUAAUUUCUAGCCAAUAAGCGCUCUUGGAUUCAAAUUUCAAAAUAAGCAGCUCACCAAAGAACAGUUACGCAACCGGGUGUUUCCACCACCUCAAGCCCUGAACGUUUUUUGAUUCUGUAGGUGUAUAAUGUAGGAUCUAUCCUAUCCAAAGUGUACACUAUGGUUGUCUUCCUACUCCUACGCAAGGUUAAUCUUGGGCCAUGGGGUUGACCCCUCAUUUUGACGAUUUCAAUUUUCAGUAAUAACGGCUCAUGUACUCACUGCAACUGUAUACGUUAGGCAAAACACAUUUUGGACGAGAAUCUACAUAAAUACCGUAAAUCAUAGAUCGAUGUACAAAGAAAAUGAAUAUGUGAAGUAGAAAUUGUCCCCAAAAAUUGUAUCCUCCAAUCUUCGCAUUUUACUUUUAAUACGUGAACCCGAGAUUUUACGAGACACUCGGUGUCAUUAGUGAGUCCCUGCCCCAAGUUUCCCUAGCGGGAGUUUGAUAACUAAGUGUUUUGAUCACGUUACUGCCAUUAUGCAAAUCAACUUAAUUACUUUUUUUCGAUCGUACUAGCCAUAAAGAAUUUGCAUUUUUCUAUCAAUUACAUUUUUGAUUCUAAUAAAAUAUACAUCAGUUGAAA